Molecule: messenger RNA, 1757 nt
Organism: Phragmites australis (common reed)
Lineage: Eukaryota; Viridiplantae; Streptophyta; Magnoliopsida; Poales; Poaceae
Product: KDEL-tailed cysteine endopeptidase CEP1-like
Exons: 5
Coding region: 1-1515 (504 amino acids)
Cellular component (GO): lysosome
Molecular function (GO): cysteine-type endopeptidase activity
Source: RefSeq, a predicted model, not a curated record
AUGGGGAGAGUAGCGGUGCUCGCAGCAGCCAUGGCCGCUGUGCUGCUUGUUGUAGUCGGGCUGCUGGCCACGGCGCCGGCGGCGAGCGCGAUCGACUUCGGGGAGGAGGACCUGGCGUCGGAGGAGGCGCUGUGGUCGCUGUACGAGAGCUGGCGCGGCCGCCACGCCGUGGCCCGGGACCUGGGCGACAAGGCCCGCCGGUUCAACGUGUUCAAGGAGAACGUGCGGCUCAUCCACGAGUUCAACAUGGGGGACGCUCCCUACAAGCUGCGCCUCAACCGCUUCGGCGACAUGACCGCCGACGAGUUCCGCCGCGCCUACGCCGGCUCCAGGGUCGCCCACCACCGCAUGUUCCGCGGCGAGCGCUCCGCCAAGGGAGGAGGGUCGUUCAUGUACGCCGGGGCGCGCGGCCUCCCGCCCUCCGUCGACUGGCGCCAGAAGGGCGCCGUCGCCGACGUCAAGGACCAGGGCCAGUGCGGUAGCUGCUGGGCGUUCUCGACGAUCGCGGCGGUCGAGGGCAUCAACGCGAUCAAGACGAAGAACCUGACGUCGCUGUCGGAGCAGCAGCUGCUGGACUGCGACACCAAGGCCAACGCCGGCUGCAACGGCGGCCUCAUGGACUACGCGUUCCAGUACAUCGCCAAGCACGGCGGGGCCGCCGCCGAGGACGCCUACCCGUACAAGGGCAGUCAGAGCUCCUGCAACAAGUCCACCCCGGUCGUGAGCAUCGACGGGUACGAGGACGUCCCCGCGAACGACGAGGCGGCGCUGAAGAAGGCGGUGGCGCACCAGCCGGUGUCCGUGGCGAUCGAGGCCGGCGGGCCGCAUUUCCGGUUCUACUCGGAGGGCGUGUUCGCCGGCCAGUGCGGGACAGAGCUGGACCACGGCGUGACGGCGGUCGGGUACGGGGUGACCGCCGACGGCACCAAGUACUGGGUGGUGAAGAACUCGUGGGGCCCCGAGUGGGGAGAGAAGGGAUACAUCCGCAUGGCGCGCGACGUGGCCGCCAAGGAGGGGCUCUGCGGCAUCGCCAUGGAGCCGUCGUACCCCGUCAAGACCUCGCCCAACCCCAAGGUCCCCUCCCCGCCGCCUCCCUCCCCCUCCUCUCCUCCUCCACCCGCGCCGCGCCGCUCUUCCUCCGCGCCACCCGCCGCCUGCCCCUCGCGCCCCUCGUCGCCUCCUCCGAUGCCGUCGAGGCGGGCGUCGAGUGGACCGAGUCGGGGGACGACGAAGACGCGGGAGAAGCCUUCGAGGAGGAGGAGGUCGGGGUGGUUGAGGAGGAAGCGGGUGAGGAGGGCGUGGUGGCCUCGGGGGACGAGGGUGGAGACGGGGACGGGGAGUACGCGGCGGUGGAGCCACCUGAGGAGGCCAAGGUCUACGUCGGGAACCUCCCCUACGACGUCGACAGCGAGGGCCUCGCGCAGCUCUUCGACCAGGCCGGUGUCGUCGAGGUCGCAGAGGUCAUUUACAACAGAGAGACAGGCCAGAGCCGUGGAUUUGGGUUCGUUACCAUGAGUACCAUCGAGGAAGCUGACAAGGCCAUUGAGAUGUUCAACCGCUAUGACAUUAGCGGGAGGUUUCUGAAUGUAAACAGGGCAGCUCCCAGGGGCUCUCGUAUGGAGAGACCUCCUAGACAAUAUGCAUCUGCGUUCAGAGCUUAUGUUGGGAACCUGCCAUGGCAAGCUGAUGACUCUAGGUUGGUACAAUUGUUCAGUGAGCAUGGGGAAGUAGUUAAUGCUACGGUUGUCUAUGAUAGA